Messenger RNA from Fusarium keratoplasticum, 2256 nucleotides. RefSeq lists its product as uncharacterized. Bases 1 to 2256 code for a protein of 751 amino acids. The transcript is spliced from 3 exons. The record is from RefSeq and is a predicted model, not a curated record. Lineage: Eukaryota; Fungi; Ascomycota; Sordariomycetes; Hypocreales; Nectriaceae.
AUGUUUGUUUACUCUGGAAAGCUAAACUGGGGCACCUCUGCCACAGACGAGCUCUUCAUUGUCAUCCUCCCCGACGGCACGGCCCGUCGCGGCGAUAGCGUCUACCUCUUCUCCCAGUGGACCAAGGAUGCCGCCGGCAACAGGAAGCCCAACUGGUUCGACACCAAGGUCGUCACAAACGUGUCCAAGACGGAGGAUGGUGAGGACAUGAUCGAAAUGACACACAACUUCUACACUUAUGUCAUCACCACCAAGCAAGCGUACGGGAAGCUCGACAUCACCAUGUCAAACCCGACCAACAACAAGAGCUACAUGACUCUUGAUCGCGUCUACCAGUCCCAGGGAGAGGCGACAGCGAUCGAUUCCUUCCGAAUCUGGACUGGGAAGCUGGACUGGCCCAAGUAUGCCAGCAACGAGCCGAUCCUGGUCCUUGUCCCAGAGGGCGUCGGAGCUGGAAAGCCCGUUCUGGCUUUCUGGCAGUGGACCGAGGACGCGGAAAAGAAGUCUAAGGUUCCAUUCUCAAUCAAAACCGUUCAGAGGGCGGAGAAUGGACCAGGCGAGCCUCUCAAAUUCGAUUUCGACGGCCCCCCUUACAGCCUCUACUGCAUCCGAGAUGAGGGGACUGCGAAGCUUGCAGUUCAUAUGAAGGGGCCAGAAGGUGAUAAGGAACUUGGAGAUCUUACGCAAGCAGUAAGCAAGCAGUCUCACUCUCAUGAGAUGACUCCUCCAGAACCACCCAGGGAGAAGUCUGAGCUGAGCGUUUGCUACCCUCAGACCGAGGCUGCCCUUCCUCGCAUCCAGACUCAGAUGCCGUUCCCUCGCAAUCUUGUUGACACCCUGACGCACACGGCCUCUUUCGUCGACCAGGCCGGCUACCUCGCCAAAUAUGCGACCGAGCGAUUCAACGUCCUUGACAAGUCAUUCCACGAGCUCAGGGAACAGGUGGACAAGUGCAACAAGCAGAUCCGUGACCUUAACGGCAAGAUCAGUGAGCUCAGCAACGAGAACAAGCUCGAGAAGAGCAAGAGCGCCGACCUGGAGAAGAAACUAUCCGACGCGCGUGAUGAAUAUGCCAAGAAGGAAGCAGAGCUCACCAAGCAGAUCCAAGACCUGCAAAAGACCAUCUCGAGUGAUCGUGAUCACGACGCAGCCGACCACAAGGCCCUUGACGACGCUCACAGGAUGAUCGUCGAGGAGCAGGCAGCCAAAGCUAAGCUCCAGAAGCGCCUGGAUGAGACAGAGAUUGCCCUGGCAGCAGCCCAGGCCCGCGUCCAGCAGUUGUCAGCCCAGAUCUCGGAGCUGAACUCCGAGGUCAGCCACCUCUGCGGACAACUGGACGUGGAGCGUGAGCACAACAAGGAGCUUGACAAGAGCAACAAGGAACUCAACCAAAAGGUCGCCAAGUUGGAGUCCGGCCUGGCCUCGACUCAGAAGCAGCUUGCUCGCACCCAGGAGGAUCUCGAGCAGGCUAGGGCUGAGAGCGAUGACAAGGACAAGAUCAUCGAGGGCCUGGAAGCUGGUUUGGUGGCCAUCAAGAAGGAUCGUGAUGCCAAGAAGAAGGCAGUCGAGGAGCUGAAGAAGAAGACCGACGCCACUAUCCAGGAUCUCGAGGCCAAGGUUCAGGAUCUUGAAGCCAAGCUGGCAUCGUCAACGGGCGGCAGCGGCUGGCAGCCACCAAACGACUCUAUCUUCCCCUUCAAACAGGCUACCCCUACCCCGCUGAAGCAGAGUAUCGCCACGCACGAGAGCAAGUCCACCUGGGCGAGGCUGUCGCCAUGGAUCGGCACCAUGGCCAACCGCGGCUACUUCUUCAACACGCUCGACGACGCGCCGGAGAGCGCCAAGCUCAAGACCCUCCACAUCCACAGCGAUGGCAACUGGGUCAGCGGCUUCACCGUGGACUGGACCGACGGCAGCAGCAAGAGCUACGGCGUUCUCCACGGGUCACCCGUGCAUGCGGUCUCCCAAUCGCCCGACCGGCCCAUCGUGGCCGUCAACGUGGUCACCGAUAACUUCCAGCCUCGCCUCCCCUACCAGACGCUCGCCAACAUGACCUUCUUUAGUUUCGACAAGACCAACGGGUACCAGCAGGUAGACGAGUACAUCGCGCCACAUGCGCACGACCGCUGGACCACGGCCGUUGCCAGGACGUCGCUUGCGCCGGCGCUUGAUGGCACUUGGGCUCUGCGCGGAGUGUAUGGGUACUAUGAUGGGUGCAUUGAUGCUAUUGGCUUUGUUUGGGGGAUUGAGAAGUGA